AUGGCCCUCCUCGCCAGAUCGUCACGGCGAAUCCUCUCCACACCUAGGCCCUUGUUCCCACGCGGCCCAUCACUACUUUCCAAGCGGUUUCUCGGGAUACCCUCAGCAUUCUUACUUGACGAUUACCUCCCCAAGUAUCAGCUUCUCACGUCUGUUGAUGCGGCAAUGAAGCGAUCUCACGCAUAUGCGCAUCUGCGCGAAUGCAAUCUAUGUCCACGAAAAUGCGGGGUGAAUCGAUACGAGACAACGGGGAUGUGUCUGAUCGGCGCCGAGACAGCCAAGGUUAAUGUGAUUGCGCCGCACCGUGGAGAGGAGCCUUGUAUACAGGGCUUUCAUGGGAGUGGAUCCGUCUUCUUUUCGGGCUGCAAUUUGCGCUGUGUAUUCUGUCAGAAUCACGACAUCGCCCAUCAGCGCAACGGAUUUGACCUCACUCCCGAGGAGUUGGCUGAUUGGUACAUCAAGCUCCAGCAGAUCGGCAAUGUCCACAACAUCAACCUGGUCACCCCCGAGCACGUCGUCCCACAAGUCGCAUUGUCGAUCUUGACGGCGCGGGACAUGGGCCUUCGAAUUCCGAUCAUCUACAAUACCUCAUCAUUUGAUUCACUCGAUUCGUUGAAGCUACUUGAUGGGCUAGUCGACAUCUACCUACCAGACUUCAAAGUAUGGAAGAGCAGCACAUCAAAGCGGCUCCUCAAGGCAGAGGAUUACACUUCGACAGCCAUGGAGAGUAUCAAGGAGAUGCACCGACAGGUCGGUGACCUCUCAUUCACCUCAGAUGGUAUUGCAAAAAAGGGUGUACUGCUGAGGCACCUUGUAAUGCCUGGCAAAGAGGACGAAGGGAGAGAAAUUAUGCGCUGGCUGGCGGAAAAUGUAUCCACAGAUCUUUACGUGCAUAUCAUGGAGCAGUACCACCCAGAUGCACAUGUUGGAAAGAAGAAGCGCGUUACGCGGAGAGUACGAAUGGGCGAAGGAGGAGAAACAACCACCGAGAAAACGCGGUAUGCUGAGAUUAAUCGUGCCGUCCGCGAUGAGGAACUUGGCUCGGUGAGGGAUGCAGCUGUCAAAGCCGGGCUGUGGCGCUUCUGCGAAGUCAAUGAGAACAACAGCGCAUUCCACCUUUGA
This is a messenger RNA of Penicillium argentinense, 1122 nucleotides long. RefSeq names its product putative pyruvate formate lyase activating enzyme. Gene Ontology annotation, molecular function: iron-sulfur cluster binding; catalytic activity. The record is from RefSeq and is a predicted model, not a curated record. The transcript is spliced from 2 exons. Lineage: Eukaryota; Fungi; Ascomycota; Eurotiomycetes; Eurotiales; Aspergillaceae. Bases 1 to 1122 code for a protein of 373 amino acids.